AGUCACUCCUCUCAUGAACGCGCACGCCAGUGGAAAGUUUCAUCGUCACUGACGGCGUCGCGCAUCCAAGGGACAGCAAUCAUCAGAGAGAACGAUCUGAAAUCAACACGCAGAAAUGGGUCGCCUAACAGUAGUGUUUCUCUGUAUGGCUCUUGUGGUGUCAGGUGAGGCCAAACGAGGGAGUGGCAGUAAAGGUGGACUCGGCUGGGGCAAAAGUAGCGGAAGCUCAAACAAAGGCGGAAGCAGCACAGGAAGCCAAGGUAGCAGCAGCAAUAAAGGCACUUCAUCACGUGGUGGGACACACUCGUCCCCUGGAAACUAUCCUCGGCAACCUCAAGUACCAAACCAGAAUCCACCGCCCUACCCUGGUACUGGUGGUGGGUAUCCGCCGCAGGGCAGAUAUCCACCAGCAGGCUCUAACCCAGGUCAAGGAUACCCCAACCAAGGUAGCUACCCAGGACGUGGUGGCAAUCCCGCCCAAGGUGGUUAUCCCGCCCAAGGUGGUUACCCGCCCCAAGGUGGUUACCCCGCUCAAGGUGGUUACCCACAAGGUAACUACCCAGGGCGUAGUGGUUACCCAGCACAAGGUGGUUACCCAGGGGGAGGAUCAUAUCCAGGAGCAGGUUCGAACCCCAACAGGUACCCUGGACAAGCCGGAGGAUAUGGAAAUCCUUACCCAGCUGGAGGCUCUUAUCCAGGUUAUCCAGUCCGUGGAGGUUCCAGCCCUAACCAGUUUGGUGGAGGUGUUGCAGGAGCAGGUGCAGGUGGAUAUCCAGGAGCGGCACAAUAUCCUUACUGGAACCCCAACAACAAAAUCAUGAGCCCAAGAUACGGUGGCAACUACGGUGGCUAUGGACAGGGCGGCAGAUCACCUUUCGCCCAGUCAGUGCAGAACAUGGGUAUGGCCCCUUCAUAUAAAUCACAGGGGUUUGGCAAGCAGGCAAUUAUGGCGGCUGGGGUUGGGGCAGUGGCUGGUAUGGCUAUAGGAUACGGCCUCGGAAGUUUCCCCCGCCCCCGUUUUAGUUUCCACAACCCACAGGAGGAAUACUACUACAAUAACUACAUGUACAAACGUUACGGCCAGCCUCCUCCUGAAGGUAGCGUGAAUGGGAACACUAACUCUCAAGGUCGAAGCCCAGGCGAUGCUGGAUCGACUUCUGCCGGACAAGGAAACAUUAACCCUCAUGACAUCUUCCAGAAUCCUCCACCGCAGUCCUAUGAUAGCUUCAUGGACAAGUGUAUAAAGAGGACAGACUUGCUCCGAGAGAAAACGGAUGGAAGAUCGAGAAGAUCCAUUGACUUUGUUGAGGCUCAAGCAGCAGAUGUAGACGAUGAUCCUACUGGUGCUCAAGAAAACACCACAGGCAACAAUAGCACUGCAGAAAGAGACACAGUCAGAAACUCUUCAUUUGUAACGUCAAGCCCACCUGAAACACCAAGUGAAGCUCAAAAGCAAACCCAAGACAAAAUUUCUGAUGGUGAUGAUGAUUAUGAUGACACAGUUAGCAUUAUGGAGAUCGGCUAUCCUGUGCUGAUUGAGCAAAUGAAAGCACGCCGUUGUGUCGAGCUGUACAUGGUCUAUGCUGAACAGCAUGCAGAAAAACAGAUACAAGAUCGCAUUAACAGUAGUGGUGACAUACCUGGACCCUUCAACCAUGGAGUCAUGCUACUCUUUACUAGCAUUCUGUCGCUAAUCUUCAGUGUCCUUCUUCACUGAAAUUCUGGAAAAAGUUACACAUAAAGCCAUCGAGUCAGACUGAGAACUGGAUCGUCCGCACCCAUCACAUGUUAUCUGAGGAAUUUGUCUAGGAUGUUUAGAGACUUUGGACAAGGUAUUGGACACCUCUAACAAUGACUCCUAUAUAGUUACUCUACUAAAUUGCAACAUGAGCCACCUAACAAUAUGUCAUGAGCCCACAUCUUAGAGCAAUUUCUAAAGUAACUAAAAACUUUUGCAGACAUCUACUUUUUACAGUGUUCACAUUCCAUCACUGCCACAUUAUUGCAUGUGUUUUGGUGAACCGCAUGUCGCAUGAACCCUUUAUUAUCUUCAGUUUAAACAAAAUUGUGCAUGGCAUUGGCAUUUUGUUUUCCUGUGGCAACAACAAUUACAACUAACCGUGAUUAUUUUGUUGUAGCUUGGUUCUGUUCUCAUGGCAGUUCUUUUGAGAACAGAUCUGUUCUCGGUUCUGAUGGCAAACCUAUAUGUGUAGUAAUAUUUUGUGUUGUAGUGUUAUCUUUGAUUGUUUGGACUGUUAACUUAGAGAUUAAAUUUCUACUGAUGUAUUUAUUUAUUUUAAAUUCUAAUUAUAAACAUAAUGUUUUUACACAGUCCUCCACUGUUAGCUUUAGUAUUUAUAUUUUUAGGGGACAUUCCCAAAGAAUGUGUUUUUGUAUUCCACUCCAUUGUUUUUCUGUAUAAACAUAGACUAGACGGACAUCUUUGACCAUUAAAUCUUUUUGAAGUAGAAACAUAAACACUGCAUUUUCAAAAUGCAGUAUCAAAUUAAAAACUAAUUAAAACACACAGACACACACACACACAGAGUCUCCAUUUCCUUGUGUUUUUAUUUCAUUCCGCCUUCUCUGCGUCUUAUGUUUUAAAACGUUAAAACUCUCUCUGUGUGAGUGUUUUUGUGAUCAUAACUGUUUGGUUUUUAACUCUGUAUGUCUUAUAGUUUAAUUCAUAUCAGAUGUACAUGAAAUAUAACACUAAUGCAGGUCAGCUCAAUGAGAUAAAACAGCAUUUUAUAUAAAGCUGGAUCUUUAUUAGUUGCUUGGUGCUGUGGUUUCUCUGAAUAUAAGUGCUGAACAUUCAAGUAGAUUAUCAUCAUAGCUUGGCACUUUGCUAAAUCAUGUAUCUAAAAACACUGGAUGACCAGUAGAAGGCAAUGCUUAACGCCUUUAUUGUUAUGCCUUUGAGAUGUUGUGAAUGUUGAAAGUGUGUAUAAUGUUACCAUCACCGUGAUUAAAGUGAUUAAAUGCACCUUA
Carassius gibelio (silver crucian carp) is the source of this 2991-nucleotide messenger RNA. RefSeq names its product prion protein, related sequence 3 (gene prnprs3). Lineage: Eukaryota; Metazoa; Chordata; Actinopteri; Cypriniformes; Cyprinidae. Gene Ontology annotation, biological process: protein homooligomerization. The coding region runs from base 116 to 1717 and encodes 533 amino acids. Gene Ontology annotation, cellular component: membrane. The transcript has 2 exons. The record is from RefSeq and is a predicted model, not a curated record.